Messenger RNA from Pararge aegeria (speckled wood butterfly), 8359 nucleotides. It is a transcript of the gene Rala, whose product is annotated as ras-related protein Ral-a. Gene Ontology annotation, molecular function: GTPase activity; GTP binding; GDP binding. Lineage: Eukaryota; Metazoa; Arthropoda; Insecta; Lepidoptera; Nymphalidae. The transcript has 5 exons. The record is from RefSeq and is a predicted model, not a curated record. The coding region runs from base 332 to 1018 and encodes 228 amino acids. Gene Ontology annotation, biological process: Ras protein signal transduction. Gene Ontology annotation, cellular component: plasma membrane.
GUUACGGUUCUCACGUCCAAACGUUCUUCUCGAGCCGUUUGAGCCAACCACCACUACAGUUACAGUUAGAUCUAUGCCCGGCACACUUCCUUGCAUCGCGGCUUGUGCCUCAACUUUGGUUGAUUUGCGGUGAACGUUCUUCCUGAUAUUCUUCCAUAACGAUAACUCGCACUGUGAAAUAAAUUCCAAAUUAUUUUAAAUCACAGUUAUAUUGAAUAAGGUUUUCAUUGAAGGCAAGUAGUGGUCAUUUUGUUCAGUGGUACCAUAAAAUGGGAUUUAUUGGAUUUUUUACUACCUACUGCAUUCAGGAGUCAGUGUCAGAACUUCAAUAAUGUUCUCAGCAAUUGCAUAUAGACUGUCAACAACUUUUUUGGAAGAACAAAAGUUGUGUCCACUGCGCGCCGCCAACAAAGCCAUGUCGAAGAAGCCGGCAGCGCAGCCCACGCUGCACAAAGUCAUCAUGGUGGGCUCGGGCGGCGUAGGCAAGUCGGCGCUCACACUGCAGUUCAUGUACGACGAGUUCGUGGAGGACUACGAGCCCACGAAGGCAGACAGCUAUAGGAAAAAGGUGGUCCUAGAUGGAGAAGAGGUGCAAAUAGAUAUCCUGGAUACAGCGGGUCAGGAGGACUACGCCGCUAUCCGGGAUAACUACUUCCGCUCCGGCGAAGGGUUCCUCUGCGUUUUCUCCAUCACGGAGCCCGAGAGCUUUGACGCCACGCAGGAGUUCAGAGAGCAGAUCCUGCGCGUGAAGAACGACGAGAACAUUCCGUUCCUGCUGGUCGGCAACAAGUCGGACCUGGGCGACAAGCGCCGCGUGCCGCUGGACGCGUGCCGCGAGCGCGCCGCGCACUGGCAGGUGCCCUACGUCGAGACCUCGGCCAAGACACGCGACAACGUCGACAAGGUGUUCUUUGACCUGAUGCGCGAGAUCCGCUCGCGCAAGUCGGACGACAGUCGCGCGACUAACGGCGACGUGAAGAGGAAGCCGCGCAGGAAAAUCAAAUGCGCCAUUUUGUAGGUCCCGACGCGACUGUCGCGGAGUGCGCGCGCGCUCUGACGGGACUGCGUUUAAUGUAACGGUCUAAAGGACUCCGCCGCUAGUGUGUUUAGUGCGGUUAGUGCAGUUAGUGCGGACGCCGACGUCGGCGAUGUGUCGUGUUCUAUGCAUAUGUGCGUUUUAGUGUCGACCUACAUUGGCUACGAUGCGAGUGGUGCAGAUAAAUCGAAUAUGGACUUUAUCUUACAAAAAAUAAGAUGCAUAUUUUAUAAAAGUAUAUUGUUUGAAAUGCGUUGGCUACAACUCAUGUAAAUUACUCAUUCGUUGUUUUAAAAGUAUUAUCUGAUUGGGAUACGAAGCAAACGUAAGGUUAAAGCGUAUUCAUUAUAACAAUCAUAGCAUCAGACAAUAUCUUUUUUACUUUAAUAAAAUUAUUGUCUUAAUGGCCUUUUCAUGUUUCACAUACAUGUUCGCUGCAUUUGUUUUACCGAAUAAUGCGUUUAGCUGUGGCAUUAAGCAACGUCGCAGCAAACGCUCGUGCGAUCUCUGCGGUCGAUUGUCAUGUCCAGCCUUUCGUACUGUGCAGUGCUGCGCAGCUUGAUCUGUGUACCGAAAAGAUACACGCUGUUUUACUGAAAGCUAAAAAAAAAGCUAAAGUUCACAUGCGUGAGACCAAUCGCAGGACUAGUCCAAACCGGUCUUUUCUGUUAUUGGGUGUACGACACCACGGGCGUAGGUUUAACCACUUGGUUUCUUCGCUUUAGCAUAUAUCGACAGUUAUGCAUCCUAUAUUUACCACAAUAAAGUCUAUAUUCGAUUACUGCACAUACUUCGACCCACUGCUAUUGCAAGUCGGCCCUUAAUACUCGGUUUCUGAUUCAAUGUUGCGUGAGGGUUGUCACUGAUUGUCUCACUGUCACUGUUAAGAUGGAAACAUACUUUAAACAUCGCGUUUAAAGUAUGUUUCCAUCCUUACGCUCUAGUAUUAAAUAUGAAGCGGCAAGGCUAUGCAAUGCGUCACGAUUUGCCCUAUUUGGUGCUGGUACUGUAUUGGAAUACUGUUCAUGAUGAGCCAACAUAAAGGAUCAGUGAAGGUAUAUUAGAUUAGAACCAAUACUUUGAAAAAUCACUUGUAUGUGUAGGCUGCCGUGCUUCGAUCCCAUAUUGAUAGAGUAAUAAUUGUAACGAAGCUCUAGCUGUUGUAUUUCAGUUUUUUACUUAAAGCAACAAGGUCUAUUUUGUCAAUGUUUAUAUUUACAGUAGAUUUUAGUCAGAGUUCUAUUUCUCUUUAACUUAUAUAACUUUUCUUUAUAUACUUAAUGAAAAAGCUAUAUGAAUUUGUAUCGUAUGAAAAAUUACGUCACAUUUCAAACAAUAUUUGCGGGUCUGUUACCCAGCAGAAGAAAUUGAAUAAAGUUUCCCAUUUUCUAUAAUUAGCGUACAUCAUGAACAGAAUUCUAUAAAUAAAUUAUUUGUUAUAAUAGAAGCAUCGCGUUUGCAUGUUAUUUUUAUAUUUUCCUAUUUGAAAUGUUCAAGGUCGCAAGGUUUAGUACACACUUGGCCGAUCAGAAUAAUUGAUCUCCUGAUAAAACAGCUACCUGUUAAUAAUAUUUUCGAAAUGAGUAAAAGUGUAAAAAUCACAUAUUAUUACAUAGUAUUUAAGCUGAGCGCAAAUCUAAUCGUACCCCAUUUUGUAAUAAGUUUCUAGCCAUUUGAGGUAUUGAUUACGUAAGUUUUAAAGUUGAGUUAAAUAUUAGACAGAAGUAACACUUACAUUUAGUAUUUUCCGUAACACUGACAAAUUAAUGCUACUCUGAGACCUAUUUGUCUUAUUUUCUUGAUAUUUGUCAUCUCCGGCAGCAUAACAGAGGUAUGUAGAAAGUAAGCAUAUUUUUCACUGGGCAAUUGCUAGCAUGUCCUUUGCUCAAACGGAUCAUUCCGUUAUUCAGCCCUAGGGCAGAUACGCGGAAACGCACGCUCGUCAUAAUUCACUUCCGAUUGUUCUUUUGACUAUUUACCCCCAGUAAAAAUAAUUUAUACACCUUCAUAAGUUUUUCCAUCGAAACUGCUCGAUUUUGAACAACUAUUAUACUUGUCAAUAUGAAACAAUAGAUACCAAAAUUAUAAUAUGGACCAAACCAAGAAUUAUAAAUAACAGGUACGUGUGUGGAAAUCGGUCUGUGAAAAUGAAAUCACAUGUCACAACAAAAAAAGGGGAAGUACUUUUGUUAACGCGUAGCAUUAAGGUCUUCUUCUGCGAAAUAUAGAUUAGAUGUGUUCGAUGAGAUCAAAAUUGGAGUAGCGUGAUGGGAUUGAGCCUUGUGAUGUCGGGUGCUGUUAGAUGUGCGAACAGCUUUUUACGAUUGUCAAAAUGCCAAGUAAACGUGUUUAGGUCGCAAACAAUACCUUUUAGGAUAAUUUUCUGUAUUUAUUUUAGAAUUUAAGUGCUAAAUGUUUUGUGUCAAGCGUAAAUGUUGUGUUUAGUGUUUAUAGAAAUGGUCCUUCGAGCCGGAUAAGCGUUCAAAAGCGUUUGAUUUUCUAAUCCUACUUUUCUAAAGCAGUGGUUCUAUAACAUUUGCUGCAAUAGGAGGGAAAAGGGGUGAUUAGGGUUGGGUUUCUAUAAACGCUAACUAUUGUGUAAGUGAAUGCACUGCUCACUGAAUGAUAAUUAUUAUUUCAUAUCGCUUUUUAUUUCGAAUUUAGUCUCAUAAUUAUCCCCAAUUAUUAUUUAGUUCCAAUUUAGAUACAACGGUAUUGUCGCUUAUAUCAUUCUAGAUUCUAAUAAAUGUUGUAAAUGUACAAUUGUAUUUUAAGCGAUUUUUAAAUCUAUUUUAUAGUACCUAGAGUAAUUAAUCGCAGCGCAUAUUCUCAAUAAAACAUCUACAGAUAUGCUGACACGUCUGAUGCGACAAAUUCCAGUGGAAAUUUCCUAUUUCCCUUCGGAGCCAUUAUUAUAAUAUUUGCUCAGCCAGUUGCCUAAAAUUUAUGAAGAAUGAAUAUGGAAAUCCCAUACAAUUCCCAUACAAUCAUGAAAAAAGAGCCGUUAGACUGACUUUAUAAGUUAUAUGUGUAACUGUCGAUCGGUGGUCUUUUAUUUCGUACCUUGCGAUGGCUUCUAAUGAAAUUGAUGUGGGUUGACUAGCCCCGACAUACAGGCGUGCGAUCAAGUCGCCUGCUGACUUACAUGUAAGUUGACAUAUCUGUAGAUGCUGUUAUAAAUUAAAUAAAGCUAUUGCGCUUAUUUAAUCUAUAAUUUAACGACCGAAAAUGAUCAAAUACACAAUUUCAUUCCACGAAAUUUACAAAUCGUUCUACACAGCCGUGUAGUGACAUUGCCGUCACGCAUUGUGUUUGUUGAUGUUUAUUCAUGUUCCAUAUAACUCAAUUCAACGGAGAUAAUCGAAUGCAUCUAUUUGCAGGGUUAAACAAUCAAACCGAUAAAUAAACCUAUGUGUUCAUUAAACUUUCUCAUCGCUUGCAUGUAAGUGUGCUUCCAUUUUAAGAUUAAUGUCGCUCACUACCAGGUGAAGGCGCAGUCAAGCGGAUAUUUAUAAAAACAAAUACAAAUAACACCCCUAAAACGUCCGUGACACUGCACGACUGUGCAGGAAUAUCCUAUUUAUUCGAAUCAUGGAUAAAAAUUACAUCCGUUUCCACAAACAUUGUUAUGCUGUCUCACAUUUCAUCUGGUCUCAGGGAUGAGAUCAUUACGGCAUUAAAGUGUGACGUCAUCAAUCCCACUUCUGAUGUUAGAAACUUUAAUAGUCUGGCUGGAUGUACACAAUGAGCCUUCGUUGUAGUGUUUGUGGAUACGCGUGUCGGUUAGUAGAUUUUUGUACGACAUAAUAAUAUUAGCUAAACUAUAAUAUAAUGUAAUCACAAGAUGUUAUUUUCUUUAUAAAUAUAUUAUGUAUUGUACUGCAAUGUACGCGAAUUGUACGCCUGGUUUUGUCUAUUAUCCGGCUUAUUUAGAAGGGGUGCUACACCUGUAUACGAAACCUGAUAUAAAUUGACACGUUAAAACAUCUUGCCGUCCUGUUCCGCAGAAAACGUUGUGAAAGGGAUGGCACUUAUGUGACUCGUCCGAUCCCGGGAUUUCACAAACAUUUUGGUGUGAUGGUUUCAACGUGAUCUGAAACGUAAUCGUGUUCUUGGUUUCGAAGUAAAAAAAUGUCAUGAAGGCAUUUUUGAUAACCUGUCUACUAAUAUGUACAAGCGAUCAUCAUCGUACUUUAAAAUUUAAAGAGCUUUGAACAUUUGAGCCCUAUUUCAUUUAUUUUUUUCAACAUAGCCAGGCUAAAGUAUUCAAAUCACUGACAGAUUAACCAGGUUCAGGUUUAGGUUCCAGUUAAUUUAACUCAAUAAUGUUUUGUUAUAUAAGUGGGCAACAACUUCUUUUAUGACUUAUUUAUUACAUUAAUAUAAUGAUAACAACAUUUUUAUCUUUUCAUUCUAGCAUUACCUGUUUUGUAAUAACAUUCAAUAAAAAAAUACUCCAAAACAGUAACUCACGAAACUGCCAAAAGUACUAACAUCAUAAAAGUGAUUUUACGUGAACAUUAUAGGGAAAACUUGUAUAGAAUAUUACAGAAUGAAGUCUGUAUAGUACGUUUAAUAUUGUAUAAUUGAUAAUAUAUAAUUUAUAAUAGUAAUAAGAUGGUGCGCCGUAUUUAGGUAAACCUAUGAGAGCCAGUUUUUAGGCUUGCAAACAUUGUAACCCAACACGUGUUGAGUUAAAUCAAAUCAUCACAUCCUCAUAUUAAGAAUUAUGUUAAAGUUCUUUGGUUCAAUUCUCGGAUUUGGAGGUGGGAGUUUACGGUGCAAAUAGUACAUCCUGUCAGCGAAAUCGUACUGCCAAGCUGUUUUUUGUUGCGGUUAGUUAGAAAUCUGCUACCCACGCCCAACAGCCUUAGUACGAGAUUAGUACGCUCAUUACGUAUAUGUUACGUACGUAAACGUUAGAGAUUGUAAAUUGUACUUAUUUAUAAUGUAUUAAAAGAUUUGCUACAAUUCUAGAGCGUUUGCUUUUGGCAUAAUAAAAAUCUGAAGAAUAGAAUUUGGGAAAACAAAACGUUAUCGGUAAAUUUUGCUAGCAGGUUUUUUUUCGAUACGCGAAAUUGACAACGUUUGCCUGCGUUCAAAUUUUUAACUAACUAUGGACAUGUCAAUUCUGGUGUUUGUAGUGUGAAAGAAUUAAGAUCAUUACACGAGGAAUCGCUCAUGUUACAGGAGACAUCUUUAACAUGCGAAGCCAAAGCUAAGGCAGUUACAUGUACUGUUUGUCCAUACAAAUUCUGUUGAUUACAAAACAUAAGCCUAGUUUAAGCCAGUAUUCCAGUAACCAAUUUUCACGAACGCUACGAGUUGUAUAAGAGGUGAAGAUGGGAAAUGCAGUUCAGCGACAACUAUCUGACAGACUGUGUGACUAAUGCCCGUUUUCACCUAGGAAUAGCCUUAAUCGGAUGCCUAGUGAUUUCGAUGAUUCCUAAAAAAAAACUUACAAGAACUCUAUGUGAUGGUUAACGACGUUAGGCGUCAUUUAAAAUUACGACACCGAUUCGGUGGAUUGUCAAGUUUAGGGGACUCGUAAACUGCACUUGACAGAUGAAAAAAAUAUUAAUUCAGUUUCCUUUAAUAACGAUAUAUAUCCGUAUCAUACAAAAAAUGAAAAUUACGAUAAUAUAAACACAAAAUACCACACCUUGUGGCAAGAACCAUAGACAAGUUAGGUGAUAUGAGUUGCCUAGUGUACUUUGCUUGGUGAAUGGUAAAUGAAAACCUAGAAAUCUUUGAUUAGGCGGUACUUACUUAGCAUGGCCUGGUCCGUCGUUAGUGAAAACGGGCAUAAGAAGCUUCUAUAAAGUUAGGUGUUAUGAACACAAGUGUAUGUUAAGGCCUAAUUGAACGUGAAACUACCUGGGUUUGCCUUUUAAUUAAAUCUGAACUAGCUAUGGAAAGAAAAUGAAGCAACAUAAGAGUAUGCAACAUAAAGUCAAAUAGUGUAUUUUACAAAUGAAUCGCUAUUAUAAUAAACAGUAGUUAACAAAAAAAUUUGCUCAAUCUCUCUCCAUAUUUAAUGAUACCUUAAUUUAAGUAAUAUAAAAACUUAAUUUUCUAUCUAAAUUGUAAAAAAAGAGACGAAAAAAUUAUAUUCAUAACGAAUAUCACAAAAAUCUUAAGGCUAAAUUUCACGAGUAUUCAUUGUAUUUAAGUAAAAAAUUGCGUUACAUUUUAUGGCCCACUGGGCUACAAGUGACUAGUCUAUCUCUGACGCUUGAUGUGCUCGGACGUCUCACCUAAAAUAAAUUAAUCUCAAAAUGCCUUCAUACUUAAGACUGUAAGAAUGGUUAUUAUUUCGUGGCUUAAAUACGGUGGCCUUUUAAGCGUUGGGAAUGAUUAUGUUCAUUAGUUACUUUAUGUUAUACAACGUGUAAAUGAAAAUCGAAAUAAUGCUUUACAGGCUUUAAAGGUACAUUAUACUGUGUCUGAGAAUUAUGUGUGAAACCGAAACACUAAUAGUUUUUGAGUACCACGUCGCAUCAAUAAUACUCCUUGUGUAACUAACUAAUCGAGUUACAAACAUAACUUUAAAGUAAAGUAAAUCUGUCAAAUUUGUUCUUAGUUGACAAAUUAUAUUGAAUUCCACAUAAAAUGACAGAUUUAAGCUAACGUGGUUAUGAACGUCAUAACCACGUUAGCUUAAAUCUGUCUGUCAGUUUACUUGAAAACUUACACAACGCCCUAAGUUAAUAAUCCUAAAUAUUUACACGACGGAUUUAAUUUAGUAGUGUUAUAUUUAUCGACAGCGAAGAGUAGGAAAAGGAUAGGAUUACUCAGUUCAAUCUGCCGUCUGUAGAUAAUGGAUUGGAUUGGUAUUAUUAAUUUAAGGCGUGUGGCUACUGAUUGAAUGACGUUUUCUCGACACUUAUGUUGUUGGCACACUUGUUAAUUGAUGCAUCUAUUUAUCUAUUAGUACUUUUCUAAAGUAGUAUUCUUUUAAAUAAUUGUUUACAUAACCGUAGCAUUGAUAAAAAACUUAUUAAAAUUAUAAUUUAUAGACAAUGGUUUUAAUAGACACUGAAUUUUAAAUUCUAUUAUCCAAUUUCGUUGGUUUACAAAAGUAUGCCUCCGCGUAUAGUGCGAAAUCCGUCGGGAAUCGAUGUCGACGUGGUUUUUUAUUGCAUCGCUAGAUAUCUUAUGCUAUAUGUAAUAUAUAUAUAUAAAUAAUUAUUGUGAUUAGAUAUAUUCGUAUAAUUGUCUGUAAGUACGUAUGUAUAAUGUAUAUGCAAUGUAUAUCCGCUCCACAGAUACAAGUUUAUAAUGAAAUGAAAAGACAAGCAAAAAUUAUACUGAUUUGCAAAA